This is a messenger RNA of Capsicum annuum, 2236 nucleotides long. RefSeq lists its product as uncharacterized. Lineage: Eukaryota; Viridiplantae; Streptophyta; Magnoliopsida; Solanales; Solanaceae. The coding region runs from base 296 to 2038 and encodes 580 amino acids. The transcript has a single exon. The record is from RefSeq and is a predicted model, not a curated record. Gene Ontology annotation, molecular function: protein binding.
ACUUCAAAGAGUCCUAAACAGUUCCCCUAAUAUCUCUCCUAUCCUCAUUAAUCUUGUACCACCUCCUCCCAACUGCCAAUACUCAAAAUACCAUAAGUACCCCAUCAAUCCAUCUAUUACAAAGUUAUCAAGGGUAUUUUCGUCAAUUUGUCCAUUCACAAUUUCUGUACAUCAACUGAAGUUAAGCAAAUGGAUAUGCAGAAGCAGAACUGUUCUUUCUCCUCCUUGAUAACAUUAUUGAAUUUCUUCAUUUUCUGCCGGAAUAUCGCCGGAGAAUGGAAUUCAGGCAAGUAAAAUGAAACCCAACAUGUUUACCCUACCGAAAAAUGUACAAAAUCCAAUAGAGUCAUCCGCCGGAAAAUCAAGAAUCCGGCGAGAAAUUGAGUCCAUUUCUUCACUUACAUCUCUUUCUUAUUCAAUCAAAGUGUUCAACGUUAAAUGGAAAUCAAUACGCAACAAGCUUGAAGAGCUUCUUUCUACCCUCUCUGCCAUUGAAAAUUGUGAUUCAGCUGAAAACUACCCUCCACUCUGCAGCUCCCUUUCAGCCAUUACAGCUACACUCAACAACUGCCAUGAACUUUCAAGGCAUUGUGUUGAGUUUUCAUAUAGUGGGAAAUUGCUUAUGCAGAGUGAUCUUGAUAUAGUUUCAAGAAAAUUGGAUGAUCAUAUAAAGAGUAUUUCAGAGAUUUACUCUCUUGGUUUACUUACUCAGAGCAAUGCUAUUAUUGUUCCAAGGCCGCGUGUUGGAGCUUCUCGUGAUGAUAUCAAGUUUUAUAUAAGGGAUUUGUUGUCAAGGGUCAAGAUUGGUUCUUUAGAGAUGAAGAAGAAAGGGUUGAUUGCUUUGAAUGAGAUUAUUCAAGAAGAGGAUAGGUAUGUUAAAGUUGCAGUUGAAAUUGAUAAUCUUGUUACUGUUUUGGCGAGUUUUCUUGAUUUUCAAGAAGAUGAUGGUAGUCUUCAGGAAGAGGCAGCUAAGGGAUUGUGUGUAAUAGCAGGGUUUCAGUCUUUUAGAGUGGGGUUAAUUUCUGCUGGAAUAAUUGCACCAUUGAUUAGAGUUUUAGAAUGUGGGAAGAGUAAUUUGAUAAAAGAAUUUGCUGCAAAGUGUUUGAUGAAGCUGACAGAGAAUUCAGAUAAUGCAUGGUCAAUUUCAGCUCAUGGUGGAGUUACUGUUUUGUUGCAGAUAUGUGUAGAGGGUGGUGGUGAAUUGGUUGGUUCAGUUUGUGGGGUGUUGAAAAAUCUUGUUGGGGUUGAAGAAAUCAAGAGGUUUGUGAUUGAGGAAGGUGCAGUUUCAGUAUUUAUUAAGCUAGCAUGGUCUAAAGAUGAGGUUAUACAAAUUAGUUCAAUUGAUUUUCUACAAACUAUGACAUCUGGUGAUGAAUCAACUAGGCAGAUGAUCAUGAAGGAAGGUGGAAUAAGAGCUUUGGUUCGUGUUUUGGAUCCGAAAUCAUCUUCCUCACCGAAAGCAAGGGCAAUGGCAUUGAGAGGGAUUGUGAAUUUGUGUUUCUCAUCAGUAAAUUCAGUGAACAUCCUGUUGAAUUAUGGAUUUAUGGAUCACAUUCUUUAUUUUCUUCGACACGGAGAUGGUUCACUUCAAGGAUUGGCCUUAAAGGCAGCAUUUUGGUUAUGUGGAACAUCAGAGGAAGCCAAGAAACUAAUGGGGGAUGCUGGAUUUAUGCCAGAGUUGUUGAAGUUUCUUGAUUCUAAGUCAUUUGAGGUUAGAGAAAUGGCAGCUGAAAUACUAUCAAGUAUGGUUAUUGUGCCAAGAAACCAAAAGAGAUUUGUACAGAAUGAGCAGAAUGUUGGUUUGCUGCUGCAAAUGCUUGAUCCUGAACAGGCAAAUUUUGGCAACAAGAAGCUAUUGCUUUCUGUACUCAUGUCAUUAACAAGUUGCAAUAGUGCCAGAAAGAAAAUUUCAAGUUCAGGAUAUCUCAUCAACAUUGAGAAGUUAGCAGAGGCUGAAGUUUCAGAUGCAAAAAAGAUUGUCAGGAAAUUGUCUUCCAAUAGAUUCAGAAGCAUCCUCAGUGGAAUCUGGCAUUCAUAAUCAAUGUAAUUCAAUUUUGUCUUAUGUUUAAAUGCUUCCUUUAACACCCCCCAAAAAAAACAAAAGGAGAUCUUAUGUAAUAUAAACCAAGAUAAAUGUACUUUAUUGUUGAAAAAGAGCUUUUAGAACAUCCCCUUUUUCCUUUUGUAGAUUCUACUUCUAGUACUAUAAAUAGUAUCAAUAAAAAGGAUUAUAGAA